Molecule: messenger RNA, 2783 nt
Organism: Oncorhynchus kisutch (coho salmon)
Lineage: Eukaryota; Metazoa; Chordata; Actinopteri; Salmoniformes; Salmonidae
Product: voltage-dependent anion-selective channel protein 2-like
Exons: 9
Coding region: 3-983 (326 amino acids)
Biological process (GO): monoatomic anion transmembrane transport
Cellular component (GO): mitochondrial outer membrane
Molecular function (GO): voltage-gated monoatomic anion channel activity
Source: RefSeq, a predicted model, not a curated record
GCAUGCUCCCUGUGUCUCCUUCACUGUGCCCUAUCUUUGCCAGGCCGGCAGAUGCUAGCUUUGACAGGGUGAAAAAGGACCAGACGCUUUGCAGAUAUCCAUCUCUCCUUGCUUCACAUCAUAAAAUCGGUACAAUGGCCGUUCCUCCUUCAUACUCAGACCUGGGCAAGGCUGCCAAGGACAUCUUCAGCAAGGGCUAUGGCUUCGGCAUCGUGAAGCUGGACUUGAAGACCAAGUCUCAGAGUGGAGUGAUGGAGUUCAACACAUCAGGUUCCAGUAACACAGACACAGGGAAGGCAGCUGGUAACCUGGAGACCAAGUACAAGAUGAAGGAGCUGGGCCUGAGCUUCAACCAGAAGUGGAACACCGACAACACUCUGGCUACAGAGGUCACUGUGGAGGACCAGCUGGCUCAGGGACUCAAGCUGGCUCUGGACACAUCCUUCGUACCAAACACUGGCAAGAAGAGUGGCAAGCUGAAGACUGGCUACAAGCGUGACUUCCUUAAUGUGGGCUGUGACGUUGACUUUGAGGGUCCCAUCAUCCACGCAGCCGCAGUGGUGGGCUAUGAGGGCUGGCUGGCCGGGUACCAGAUGGCCUUUGACACGGCCAAGUCCAAACUGGCCCAGAACAACUUCGCCCUGGGAUACAAGGCUGGAGACUUCCAGCUCCACACCAACGUUAACGAUGGGACUGAAUUUGGGGGUUCUAUCUACCAGAAGGUGGAUGACCAGCUGGAGACGGCGGUCACUCUGGCCUGGACGGCCGGCAGCAACAACACACGCUUCGGCAUCGCAGCCAAAUACGCUCUAGACAAAGAUGCUUCCCUGUCUGCCAAAGUGAAUAACGCCAGCCUGAUUGGAGUCGGUUACACCCAGAGCCUCAGGCCAGGUGUGAAGGUGACUCUGUCAGCCCUGAUCGAUGGGAAGAACUUCAACACUGGCGGUCACAAGGUUGGCCUGGGCUUCGAGCUGGAGGCAUAAAGCAGGAACAAGACCCACCAACCAAGAGAAGAGCUCAGAACCAAUCACACCUCCAUUCCCAACCACAUGCAAACCCUACCACAGCCCUUAUCCAAAACCAUCUUCAUGUAGCUUCUCCAUUCCUGCACCUCUGUCUCUCUCACACACACACACACACACACACACACACACACACACACACACACACACACACACACACACACACACACACACACACACACACACACACACACACACACACACACACACACACACACACACACACAUUAAAUGUUUAGGCAGGAAUAGUCAAACCCGUGGCAGCCAUGUCCGUCAUGACUGAAGUAGCUAAAUAACCUGAAUGAAUACUGAGAGACAUUCUGUAAUGUCAUGGUCAUUAUAUAUUCUAGUCCUUUGGUUUAGAUAGUUAGCUACCACUACCGUUCAUCUUGUUUUAAAGAAAGUGUUUCACUCUUAGAGGGGAAAGGCAGGCACAUAAGAUGGAUACCUCCCCUUUAACUGACGUUGUACAGAAACGCAGGGGAGUUUUGUCAUCUGACUGGUAACGGAAGAGUCACCUCUCAGUAGGGGUUUGGGGGAGUAGUCCUUGGGAAACUUGUAGCUCAUGUAUGCUUAUGUACGUGUAUAUAUUCCCCUUCGUCUUUCAUUGUAAACAUGUCUGAAUGAAUAUCUGGAGUAGAACGGAAGGCUUGGUAAGAAUGGAAGCUUCAUGCAUUUGAUGUCUAGUGUUCCCUCCGUCGGUCUGUUUCUUUUGUAUUGGUUUGAGUAUCAAAUGUUGUAUUUUGGUUGUGCUGUUGUCAGUCGUGGACCAUGUUAUCAGUUAAACUAGGUGUGAUCAUAGGAUGUUUUAGUGAUGUUGGACAUUAUGUACGACUCCAUUGUAUGUUUUCAUAUCACGGAUGUAAACCAUUGUUGGUUUUGGUCGGGCUGGGUGGAAAGAGACCGGUUAAAGCCAGAAGAAACAGGGUUGGCGUAAGAACUAUCUAAUUUCAGACCAUUUAUGUUUUAAUUCCUCAUUUGACUGAAGUGAGAUUUUAAUUGAGUCCAACCUUGAAGGAAUCCACCAUCUGCUGUUACUGUAACCACUGAACAAUAGGGGCGUCUGCAGGAGAGUUUCAGUAAGAUUAGUAUCGUCCGCUGAAUGCAGUUCUACAUGUGUCCCGAAACACUCAAAUAUUUUCCUCUCCUUUACUCGGUUGCCACGCUUCUGUAUAUGCCAGCUGGUAGGUGAAAAUAAUAUGGUGGAAUCUUCCAGUAGGUUAGAAUAGGUGGCAUUUCUACAGUGUUGCUUUCAUCUAUCUAGUUAAGAUCUGUGGUCACGUGAAGAGGGAUGUGGACAUGGCGCUAUUCGAGAGUAUUUUGAGCGACUCAUGAGUUAGAAUUUCUGUUCAGGGAUUUCAUUUAGUCUGUUCUAAAAUGAGUGUCUUGGUGCCAUUCUAGAAUGUUGUUGUUGUUGCUCAUGCUACUUUGGACCGACACACCUUCCUGGCUGCCAUCGGUCCCAUUGGGAGCCAAUCAACGCUCCCUGUCAUUCCCACUCUCUGUACAUAGUAUACAUAUUCUCCUCUUAGUUUCACCACUCCUACAGUCAGAAAACACUUGAAGGGAUCAUGUCAGAGACCGUUGUGUGGAACUCAACUGUUUCCUUUACCAAGUCAUAAACCAGUUAACCAUUUCUUUGUUUUCUUUCCAUUUGUUGACAUAAUUGUGAAUCACUUUGAUUUUGUGUGUUUAGACACAGUACCACAUUUUUUCCAACUUCAAGUAAUGGAAUUCUAAUAAAUAAACACAUUGACUUGA